AUAAUUAUGUAACAAUGUUCUCUUGUCAAUCGCGUGAUUUCCCAUGCUUAACGAUCGCUUAUUUAUAUACGACGUAGGGAAUAUAUUACCGUAGAUGUAAAUUUGUUUUAAUUUAAUUAAUUAGCAUUGCACAUGUUUCAUUAUACAAAUUUAUUCCCAAGCCUACGGUUUAUCAGUGACUUUCAGAAUUAUCGAAUAUAUUUUUAUUUCAUUUAUCUUUUGUAAGCGCAGGUUUCGUAUAUAGAAUUACGCAAGUUAAAAAGAUUUUGAUAUCUAUCCAUUAACUUUUUUAUCUGUACGAAGACCGAGAUAUAAGUCAACGAUUACAAAUCCUAUAUAAACUGGCACACUACCGAAUAAUUCGGGUUAACCUAAUUUUCAUCAUAUAAAAGUAACGACGUGUAAUCGUUACAGUUAUUAUGUUAUUGUGUAUGUGGAAAAAGUGUCGUUAACGUAAACUUUUUGUUCGUCUUGUAAUUAAAGUACGUGGUGUGAUUUUAAAAAUGGAUCUUUUAGCAGUAAUUGGCUUCAUAGUCCUUAUUUAUUACCUUAUUUACAUGACAUGUCCUUGGUUUUUCGACUCUGAUCUAAAACUUGCUUUCUACGAAAAAUUUGGGAAACCAAUAAAUUCUUUGAAAGGAAAGACUGUAUGGAUAACAGGAGCAUCAAGUGGAAUUGGAGAACAUCUUGCAUACGUUUUGGCAAAUGCUGGUUGUAAAUUAAUAUUAUCUGCAAGAAGAAAAGAGGAAUUGGAAAAAGUGAAAGCUAAUUGCCUUCAAAGAAACUCAAAUUUAAAUGAUGGAGACAUAGAAGUACUUGUUUUGGAUAUUUGUAACAUAGACAAUCAUCAAACGGCAUUUCAACAUGUUAUCAGUAAAUUUGGAAAAUUAGAUAUACUUGUAAACAAUGCAGGUCGUUCUCAACGAGCACGAUGGGAAGAAAUUGAUCUUACUGUUGACAAAGAAAUGUUUGACUUGAAUGUGUUUUCACAAGUUGCUUUAAGCAGAUUGGUGGCAAAAUAUUUUCUUGAAGUAGGAGCAGGUCAUUUUGUGAUCACUUCGAGUACUGCAGGAAUCGCAUCAACAGCAUAUUCUGCUACAUAUUGUGCAUCUAAACAUGCUUUACAUGGAUAUUUCAAUGGUUUCUGGAUAGAAAAGAUUGGUCAGAAUAUACCAGUUACAAUAGUAUGUCCAGGACCAAUUCAAACAAAUUUCUUGAUGGAAGCAUACACAGAAAAAUCUGGAGAAAAGUAUAAUGAAAAAGUAAAUGAAAAUUCAAAGAACAAAGUUAGCGCAGAACGCUGUGCAACAUUGAUAGGAAUUGCAAUAGCAAAUCAACUUUUCGAAGUUUGGAUUUCUAAACCACUUGUGAUUCAACUGAUAUACCUGAAAGUUUAUUAUCCAAAUAUGGCACUAUGGAUAUUCAAAAUAUUGGGACCAAAAUUCUUUCAACGUUUACGGGACGAUAAAACAACGAUUAAACAAGAAAGCUAAACGUGAUAUUUUUUAUAUAUUUUAUAUUUUGAACUGUAACCGGUGUCUUGGUUGUUUCUGUUAAAAAUAUCAAAAUAAAGAGAAAGCUUAACAG
Molecule: messenger RNA, 1587 nt
Organism: Nomia melanderi (Alkali bee)
Lineage: Eukaryota; Metazoa; Arthropoda; Insecta; Hymenoptera; Halictidae
Product: dehydrogenase/reductase SDR family member 7
Biological process (GO): plasma membrane phospholipid scrambling
Cellular component (GO): plasma membrane
Molecular function (GO): phospholipid scramblase activity
Source: RefSeq, a predicted model, not a curated record